UCGUCGUUGACGUUUUUCGAUUCGGUAUUGUGAGGUUAUACAAGCAAAAAGUUUAUUUUUUUAGUAGUUGUUAUGAAAGGCUUCAAUUUGUGUUUUUAAUUAUUUGAUUUAUGUGAACUACGUUCCUUCGUCCUUAUUGCGUUGUUUAUUUGAAAACAAAAAUGGUGAUAGCAAACUGGACUGACGUAUAGCUACCCGUAGAACUUAUACAUCGAACAUGGCAACACCACUUUGUAAAAUAACUGUUAUGAAAUUAUAUGAGGACGUGAUCGACGACGUGAUAAAGGGCGUCCAAGAGCUAUUCUUGGAAGAUGGAGUCGACGAGCACGUUCUCCAGGAGUUGAAGCAAACCUGGAAAAAUAAGUUGGUUGCAACCAAAGCGGUGCAUAACAAGUCUACCGACGUCAAAGACGCUUUAGUUAGACAAGCCGAUCCAGUUCUUCCGCAGUUUGUUAAGCACGAGGGGAAGCCGCUCGCUCAAAACAAUAACAAUCAGGUUCCUCAGGUGGUCUCAAAUACUUUAGUUCCAAUUCAAAUCACGUUACCCGCACAGCCCGGAUGCAACACGGGCCAGCAAAUUACGAUACAAGUGCCCGUCUCGUCCUUGCAGGGUAAUCAGUUACAAAAGGUGCUCACCGGCCCCCUCAUCGCCGCCACGAUGAGUCUGCCUCCUCACAUAGCGACUUCCGUUCUCCAGCAACACGUCACUGCGGGCCUAAAAAGUUUAGAACAAUGCAAUACCAUACCAAAUCCGGUUCUUCAGACUGACGGCGCCUCGGACGAGGGGACGUCGCGACUGCAGCUCGACGGCCACGACGACACCUCGGACGACGAGGUGUCGGACGAAUCGGUCGAUUUGGACGACGAUAAGGACGAGGACGAGGAGGACAUCGCCGAUGGCGGCGGAGGCGAAGACGAUCCUUUGAACUCGGACGAUGAUAUCAGCGAGGAGGAUCCGACCGAGGUUGUCGACACGGACAACGUGAUCGUUUGCCAGUUUGAUAAAAUCACCAGGGCGCGUAAUAAAUGGAAGUUCCAUCUGAAGGACGGAAUUAUGAACAUCAACGGGGAAGAUUACGUCUUUCAGAAAGCUACGGGUGACGCCGAGUGGUAACUUUUCAGGUCGAAAACCGAGGGCAGAAUGCAAUCUUUGUUUAUAUUAACAAUUGGCAGUUUUUUUUAAUUUUACGUGUUAGUUCAUCCCUGAGACAGUUGCUGUGAUACACAACUUCAAUCCUUACUCUGGAGGUUUUAAACAAUGAUUUUACUGUUGAAUAUUUUUUUUGUACUUUUUGCGUAGUUGUAACUACCAUUAUUUUCGUAGACUGUUGGAUUUACAUAACUGGUACAGUUAAGAUAGAUAUGCACAUACGUGUACAGUAUUUUUUGAUAUGAGUAGUUUUAAGAAAUGAUAGUUAUGUAAUAUGAUAGGUAAAUAAACUUAUUUUCAAAAAGA
Molecule: messenger RNA, 1456 nt
Organism: Photinus pyralis (common eastern firefly)
Lineage: Eukaryota; Metazoa; Arthropoda; Insecta; Coleoptera; Lampyridae
Product: transcription initiation factor IIA subunit 1-like
Exons: 2
Coding region: 218-1114 (298 amino acids)
Biological process (GO): transcription by RNA polymerase II; transcription initiation at RNA polymerase II promoter
Cellular component (GO): transcription factor TFIIA complex
Source: RefSeq, a predicted model, not a curated record